AUGGCAGCCUUGUUGGCGGUACUGCUGCUUGUGUCCGGAGUGCUGGCCGCCGUGUACACGCUGCGCUCCUCCGUGGUCCGCGUCGUCCGCGUCUCACUGGACCUGCUCCGCGCCCGGCGGUUGACGGCGUCCCUGCCGGGCCCCAGCCUCUUCCAGGACGGGCUGAUCCCGCGCGGUGGCGGCGGCGCGUACGCGUCCAUGACGGCGCUGUGCGGCGCCAUGGCCAAGCAGGGCUCUGUGUUCCGCGUGUGCGUCGGCCCCAUGACCCUGGUGCGCCUCGCGGCCAAGUCCGUGGUGUACUCGGCCCUGGAGCCGCUGCUGGGCCGGGGGCUGGCCACGCUGCACGGCGCGGCGUGGCGGCGACACCGUAAGGCCAUCACGCCCAGCCUGCACCUGGACAUCCUGCGCGACUUCGUGCCCGCCUUCCACCGGCACGCCGUGGGGCUGGCCGACGCGCUGCUGCGCCACGACGGCUGCGUGCUGGACGUGGUGCCGCUCUGCGGCCACUGUGCCAACUCCGCCAUCAUGGAGACCGUCAUGUCCACGGACGUGCCCGACGGCGACGAGGGGCUGCGCGAGUUCCUUGGCGCCAUCCCCAAGGCGCAGAGGGCCUUCAUGCUGCGCUCCGGCAAGCCCUGGCUGCUCAUCGACAGGGUCUUCGCCUUCCACAAGCGCUUCCCCGAGUACGCGCGCGCCAAGGCGGCACUGGACGGCUUCACCAGCCGCAUCAUCCGCGCCAAGAAGCAGGCCCUCGCCAACAAGGCCUCGCGAGCGCGCCGCCGCAUGGCCUUCCUGGACCACCUGCUGCAGUCGGAGGAGGGCGCCAGCCUGGACGACCUGGAGAUCGCCGAGGAGGUCAAGACCCUGGUGUCCAUUGGGUCCUCCUCCUCCAUGGAGACGCUCAGCCUCAUCAUCCUGACCCUGGCCAUCCGCCAGGACGUGCAGCAGAAGCUGUGGCAGCCUUAUUCUCAUAAUGAAUUUGCAGUAUUUCCAUUUGGCCCCCCGCUCUUUCUGAACGGCCCGCCAUGUGUUGUGCCGCAGGAGGUGGUGGACGUGCUCGGCGAGGACGUGUCGCGGCCGCUGACCCCGGACGACAUGCCGCACCUGCAGUACACCGAGUGCGUGGUGAAGGAGGUGCUGCGCUACUACAGCGUAGUGCCCUUGUUCGGGCGCCGCGUGCGCGAGGACGUGGUGCUGCCGUCGGGGACGCUGGUGCCGCGGGGCUGCCAGCUCAUGUUCUGGCUGCCGCACGUGCACCGCAGCGCCGAGCUGUUCGAGCGCCCGGACGACUUCGACCCGGACCGCUUCCUGCCCGAGACGUCGCGCGGCCGCCACCCCUUCGCCUUCGUGCCCUUCAGCGCGGGGCCGCGGAACUGCGUGGGCCAGCGCUACGCCAUCAUGUUCCUCAAGGCGGCCGUCGCCGCGCUCGCGCCCAGGGUGCGCUUCGAGGUGCCCGACGACGGCCCGCGCUGCACCCAGGACGUGCCGCUCAACCUCAACCUCACCACCAACGUGCGGGGCGGGGUCAAGGUGCGCGUGUGUCGGCGGGGGCCUUCCUUCUGA
Molecule: messenger RNA, 1563 nt
Organism: Thrips palmi
Lineage: Eukaryota; Metazoa; Arthropoda; Insecta; Thysanoptera; Thripidae
Product: cytochrome P450 4C1-like
Exons: 3
Coding region: 1-1563 (520 amino acids)
Molecular function (GO): iron ion binding; monooxygenase activity; oxidoreductase activity, acting on paired donors, with incorporation or reduction of molecular oxygen
Source: RefSeq, a predicted model, not a curated record